AUGGCGAAGACGUGCGGCGCAUGCAGGGAACGGAAAGUACGUUGCGACGGGGUUACUCCAAUUUGUGGGCCAUGCUCCAAAGCGCGACGUCCGAUUCAAUGUAUAUAUGUGAGCAGCAAUGCUGUGGCAUCGAAGGGGCCCCUCUUGCAGAAAGGUGCUGCGUGCUAUCCUUGCAGGAGGAAGAAGAAGAGAUGCGAUGCCAAGCACCCCUUCUGUACUACAUGCAAGGUUGCUGGGAAGGAGUAUGACUGCCAAUAUGAAGACAACAUCGAGCGCAGUUUAACUGAAGCACUCAUCGCGCGUACACGGGACCUUGAGCAACGUCUGGCCUACUUCGAGGGUCAGUCACAAGCAUCUUCGGCUGCGCCUUCGCAGUCCGUGGCAUCGUCAUCUUGCGUAACAGUUGAAAUGAACGACUUUUUGUCUUCGUUGGCCAGCUUUCCACCAAUCUUUGCCCAAUACCCAUUUACGCCGGGUGUGAAUCUCGCGCCAAAUGUCGAAAUGCCGUUCCCUCUGGUCACUUCUCUCCCCUUGCAAAGUGUUGCUUCUCAAAGUGAAAUUAUCUCACCCCUAGUCGAUUCUCAUUAUCUCACCACGUCGACGUCUUAUCAGGAUCUAGACGAGUUUCGUGCGUUAUUCAUCUCACAUCAUGGUCAACUAGGCCUCUUUCUAUCGGAAGAGAAAACGCAAGCCAUCUUGCUUGCAGAUUUAUCCGGCAGGGUUGUUCACCCAGUGCUGGUAUACGCAGCUCAGCUGAUGGGCUGUCGUCUAUGGCAAGAGCAGCAUCGUGCAGUUUGCACUAUCACCACGGAGUCGUAUCAGCUACGGUCCGUACAACAGGCACUCUUGAAUACCGGUCACCCUGUGACAAGGCUUCAAGUUCACAAUGUGCUUACGAUUUAUUUUCUCAUCAAGCAACAUAUGCAGGAGGGUCGAGAUCAGCUCGUGAAAGCAGCAAAUCUCGUUAUGCAGUACAGCUUACGCUUCCAAUCACCAGCGAUAACAGGGACAAAUCUAUUGCAAGAGCCAAACAUUGAGGCCCGGGAGCAGAUCUGUGCGCUCAGCCAGCUCCUGUACCUGGACAAAGCUGCUUGCAUUGUCCUGAAUGAAUCAACCUUACUCAGUGUCGAGUUUGAACAAGACUUCGCAACUUUAUCGUAUGUGUUUCCUGCUAUCUCUAGGCACAAUCUGGUUGUCUUGCGCGCAAGGAGUGUCUUUUUUCUGCAUCAGACUCGUUGCUUGUCCUCCCAGCCGUCCAGCCCCGUGGACUUCAACGUGCCAGCACACAGUCAGGGUCAGUGGUAUGACCAAUAUUGGCAUCUCUUGGCAGAAGUUUCCGAACACAUAGCCAUACUCAGUCCAUCCAUGCUGAAGUCCACUGCUUUCCGUGAUAGAGAACGUGGACUGACGUUAAAGCUCUGUAUGCUCGUAUCAUUGACCGCGUCCGCUGAGUUGCAUCGACUGUUAGCGAGCCAUCAUGCUGAAUCACGGUUGAAAUGCCUGGAUGUUGUAUUCGAAAUCGUGGGGAUUACGAGGGGUCUCAAAGAUGAUGAUUAUAUAUUCUUGGAUCCUAUUCUGGGGAUAUGCUGGACGAUGGUAGCUACCAUCUUCAACCAAGAGCGCGACCACCAUAACGACAAAUAUUCCGCUGUGCAUUGGAGAUCCUUACUCGCUGUCAUCGUGUACUCUGCUUCCAAACUCGGGCACACUCUUCCCUUCAUGGAAAAUUCGUUGGUGACCAUAAACGGUGCUAUUUCUACUGCUGAAGAGUCAAGUACUGAAUAA
This is a messenger RNA of Sparassis crispa, 1785 nucleotides long. RefSeq lists its product as hypothetical. Gene Ontology annotation, biological process: positive regulation of transcription by RNA polymerase II. The transcript has 10 exons. Gene Ontology annotation, molecular function: DNA-binding transcription factor activity, RNA polymerase II-specific; sequence-specific DNA binding; zinc ion binding. Bases 1 to 1785 code for a protein of 594 amino acids. The record is from RefSeq and is a predicted model, not a curated record. Lineage: Eukaryota; Fungi; Basidiomycota; Agaricomycetes; Polyporales; Sparassidaceae.